AUGGCGCCCGGCAGCGAGGCGUGCGGCCCGAGCGUGCGCGAGUUCUACGACGGCAUCUUCCACUCGCCCAUCUACGCCGAGCACCACCGUGUGUGCUGCAACGUGGGCUUCCACCCGCGCGGCGACACGCACGUCAACUCGAGCGCCGCGGCCGUGGCGGCCGUCGCCAGCGCCAACGUGAACGGGGACGCGCCCAUCAACAAGUUCCAGGCGCACUACCCGGCCGACAGGUACCAGCUGCAGCUCUACGACCUGCUGCUCGACGUCGACGCGCAGCACGAGGCGCGACGCGACGCCGCGUUCACGAUCCUGGACCUGGGCUGCGGCGCCGGCGGCGGCCUGUGCGAGCUGCAGACGCUGUACCCCAAGGCGGAGGUGGUGGGGCUGGACCUGUCGGUCCAGGCGCUCGAGCGCAGCAAGGAGGUGUGGAACCGCUUCACGGAGCAGGUGCCCGAGUUCCAGGAGCGCAAGUUGCGGCUGUACCACCACUCGUGCGAGCGGAUGAAGGGCCUGCUCACCCACUCGGUGGACGUCGCCGUGGCUGUGCAGAGCUUGCAGGAGGUGCAGAAUCUCGGCAGAGCCGUGAACGAGAUCGCGCGGGUGCUCAAGCCUGGAGGACUGUUGUUCGUGGCCGACUUCAUCCCGCCCGACGUCGCGGCGGAUCACUUGGAGCACUCGCUGCUGUCGCCCAUUUCGUCGGCGCAGAACAAGGCGCCGCUGUUUGAGAUCGUCCAGGAGCAGUUGGUGUCGUACGAGGCGGCUAUGGGCGCCAAGCUCAGCUCCGGGAGCACGAGGGAGCUGAUCCACCAGUUCACGCCGCAGGAAUUCCACUCGGAGCUCGAGGCCUUCUUCUUCGUCGAGCACUCGCCCCUGUACGAGCUGCUGCGGCGUGACCAGAUGGGGUACCGAUUGCUGUGUCUGCGCAAGACGGACGAGAGCAGCACGGACGAAGAGGAGGAUAUUCGCCAUGUGAGCGAGUGGGUCGGAGACGGCGCCAACUACUCGUCGGACGAGGAGAUCCAGGACGACGACGCUCCCAACUACUACCCGUACCAGGAGUUCUUCCCUCAGCUCGAGAUUCUCAAGGACAACUACAACGUCAUCCUGGAGGAGAUGCUGGCGGUGCAGCAAAUAGCGACGUGGCCAUUCUGGCCCGAGAAACACUACGCCGAGGGUGACAGCGAGUGGCGCGUGUUCCCAUUCUGCUACACGUUUCCGGCCUACGACCCCACCAAGACGACGUGGGUGGGCCCCACGUGCUCCAUGUGUCCGCGUACAGCAGCUCUACUGAAGAGUCUGCCCGGUAUUCGCACCGCGCUCUUCUCCAAGCUCGGCCCGAACACGACGCUCACAGCACAUCGAGGCUGGGCCGAUCUAGCCAACCACGUCCUGCGCGUCCACUUCCCGCUCGUGGUGCCCACGCUCGCCACCGGAGCUCCUUGCUGCGCUAUGGUCGUGGGCGGAGAGACCACCUACCACGCCGAGCGCGAGUUCAUCGUGUUCGACGACAGCAAACUGCACUACGCCUUCAACCACCACCCCGAAAACACGCGCCACGUGCUCAUCAUCGACUUCUAUCGUCCAGACGAGCUGCCAAGAGGGCGCGCUCGAGGAGGCCACUCCGAUGAGCUGGACGAGUUCAUCGAGACUUUCGGCAGGCAGUCGCUGCUCGGCGGCAAUGGAGAGAACUGA
Phytophthora sojae is the source of this 1692-nucleotide messenger RNA. RefSeq lists its product as hypothetical. The record is from RefSeq and is a predicted model, not a curated record. The transcript has a single exon. Bases 1 to 1692 code for a protein of 563 amino acids. NCBI's taxonomy places the organism in Eukaryota, Oomycota, Peronosporomycetes, Peronosporales, Peronosporaceae. Gene Ontology annotation, molecular function: S-adenosylmethionine-dependent methyltransferase activity.